Messenger RNA from Oikopleura dioica, 768 nucleotides. NCBI's taxonomy places the organism in Eukaryota, Metazoa, Chordata, Appendicularia, Copelata, Oikopleuridae. The record is from the annotation of a GenBank genome assembly.
AUGAACUUAGACCAGGAGAAUUUAUGCCCUAGUAUUCAACAGACUCCAGAAGCGGUGGAAUACGAAUACCUGGACAGAUCGCUUACCCAGUGGAUGCAUGUCUCUUACGAUGGACAGAGCAUGGAGAGAAUUUCAGUUUUCAACAAAGACAGAAAUAUAACUAAACGCGAGAUUCGUAGAGAAGAACGAAUCGUCGGGGGAGCAGUGACCAGCAUUCAGCAGCAUCCAUUUUAUGCCAGUCUUUAUCUCAACGGCUACGACUCGCACGUGUGCGGAGGUUCACUGAUUACGAAAGAGUGGGUACUUACAGCAGCGCACUGUAUCGAUGCCUACCCACAGUUGAAUAGCUGGAAGAUCCACCUCGGUGCCUCAUCUGCGCAAGAGAUUAAAGACCAAAACUACGAGUUUCAUCACGAAUCUGACCCUUCCGUGCUCGUCCUUCACCCAGACUGGGAUCCGAUGACCUUUGUUGGAGACAUUGCUUUGAUGAAGCUGGAGACUCCAGUUGAAGCCUACACGAGCUAUAUCCAGCCUCAUUGUGUGCACUUGCCCAGUCAUGGUCCGACGCUUUCACCGGGUGAUCAAGUCACGGUCGUUGGCUUUGGCCUGACAGAUGAGAAUGCCAGUGGCGCCUCUGAAAACUUACGUGAGGUUACCCUUGAUAUGCUAUCAGCACAAACUUGCAAUGAUGCGUUUGGAGCAAACUGGGUCCUUGAAGAUAUGAUUUGCGCUGGAAAACUUGAAGGUAAGCAAGGUGAUGAAAAUUGA